AUGUCAGCGUCGCUCGUCGCCUACCUGCUCGUCGCCGUCGCGGUAGGCGUCGUCGCGUGGGAUCCCACCAGGCAGGACAUCACGACCGUCUUAAACAAGACUGUGUGUCCGAUCAAAGUGGACAUCGACGAAGACCCGAAGCGGAUCCCGAAGAGCAUCAAAGUGUUUAAAUGUCAAAAGGACCCUAACCUGUGGUGCUCCAAGAUGAACAUACCUAAGAACGAGUGCUGCCAGACCCAUCACGACAACGUGAAAUUGGAGUGCGUGGAGAUCACGGACUGGGUGCAGGUAUACUACCCGGAGAGCAAGGAGACGCAGACGUACCCCUUGUCGGUGGGUUGCGCCUGCGUGAUAGAGGAGGCGCCCUUGCUGGACAAUCCAAGCCCCGCCAGGCGAGCCAACGCGCCUCCGCCCGCCCUCCCCUCUCUCUAG
This is a messenger RNA of Diatraea saccharalis (sugarcane borer), 432 nucleotides long. The record is from the annotation of a GenBank genome assembly. Lineage: Eukaryota; Metazoa; Arthropoda; Insecta; Lepidoptera; Crambidae.